CCAGAACGCACCCGGAUGUCAGUUCUGAAGUGAUUUCAGCACGACCCGAACCUCGCAGUUUUACGAGCUCUUUGGAAAAAGCGAAUUGCUGUCACUUCGGCGAGUUAUUCUGUACUAUUUCCCUAGAUUCUAACUAUGUGUGUGAUACGCUGAAUUUUGUUAGUAUUGCACUGCGCAGCAACUUCAAACGGCCGGCAGAGCGGAUAAAUCUGCUUUUCGCUCUCGCUGCUCUAACGACGCGAACUGCUCGGGACCUCCGACCCGUCAGAGCCGGAGGGCAACUUCAGAACUUCGGUUAAAGCGCUGUAACCUGCACUGAUGGGUGCACACAGGAAUGAGGGCCGCAGAGACUGGCUCCAGCAGGACGUCGCUGAGCAGGACGUAGCUGAGCAGCAGGUUCAGUCUGUGAAUCCCUGGAACAUCAUGAUCAAGCACAGACAGGUUCACCGCAGGGGUCGACGCUCACAGAUGACCGUGAGUUACACAGAUCCUGUUAUUUCUAUGGACCUCCUGCGGAAGGUUCUGCAGCCCAGCUUCAACGAGGACAUAUUGGCCGUCUUCAGAAAAUACAUGAAGUUUUUUGAAAAGGCAGCCAGCAAUGUCAAAGAGAACGUGGGAGAGGAUAUACAAACGGACCAUCUUAUCAGGGAGGCUUGUCGAAACUGCUUGGAACACGCGAAACAGCUCUUUCCAGAAGCAGAGAAAACUGUCCAAAGACCUGUUUUCGAUACCUCAGUGAAGCGCUCACGGCAGAUGGAGGAUGACUCCAGUCAAAGAGGCAGCCCAAUCCCAAAAAAGAGAAAGGGACGUCCCCCUGGGCAAGUUAUAUCUUAUGACAGAACUAUACCGUACAGCACUCCGAUAAAGCCUAAGACAUCUGAACCCAUAAAGCGGGAAGGACCAAAGUGGGAUCCCACCAGGUUGAAUGAGAAAAGCACGUUUGUUUUAGGAUCCAGAGCGAACAAGGCUUUAGGGAUGGGUGGCACCAGAGGAAGGAUCUACAUUAAACAUGCAGACCUGUUCAAGUACGCUGCCGAUGCUCAGGACAAACACUGGCUUGCAGAGCGGCAGCACAUGAGAGCCACAGGUGGAAAGAUGGCAUAUCUGUUAAUUGAAGAGGACAUCAAAGAGCUUGCUUUAAGUGAAGAAUACAAAGACUGCCCUGACUUGAGGCUGGAUGAGCUGAAGCCAUUCGUGGUGCCAAUAUGGAUGGUAGAGAAGAUGCAGAAGGCAAUGGAAGCUCAGAGAUCUGAGAAGGACUAGAGGAAUGAGAGCCCAGCACAUUUUAGGUUAUAAGAUCUUUUCUAGGAUCAGCUCCCCUCGACUGUAUAAUAUGGCUUAUUUUAAGUCAUAAUUGUAAUCAUAUUGAAUAAAAACGAGAGGAAACUGAUAGUAGAUCAACAGUCUUACUCUGAGAAUUUUGGUAGAUACAUUUCCUAAUGUCAUAAAAAUUAUCAGCCUUCUAAACCACAAUAGAAGUCACUGGACCAUGCACAUGUUGACCACAGCGUAGUUUGCAUUAUUUUGAUUUCCGUUUGUGGUUUUCAUUAUUGACUCUGGCCUUACAAUCAAGCUUAGGAAUUUGUUGCUUACUCUCAUGCUGGAAAAGUGUGAACUAUCAGAUGUUCACCAGUUUUGUUUUCAUAAACCAGUAUUUAUAGAGAUAAUGUUAGACUGAAACAGUUUAGAUGUUUGUCUUCCUUUUUUCUUCAAUCAGCAAAAUACCUUUUUGUAAAAAAAGCAACAAAAAAAAAAACAUUUUUUUGUAUGAGAAAAUAUUUGCAAAAGUGCAAACUCAGUGGUACUAUGAGUGCUUUCUUCUGUGAUUUUGGAUCUUUAUUUUUCUUCUUACCCUCUCUUUAAAGGAGCAUUCCACUGAUUUUCCUAAAUUUCUGCAUAAUUCAGUGGUUGAGAUGUAAACUUUUAUUCUUCAUUCAGUUUGAUAUGAGACGGCUCAUUGUAGAGAAACUUGCCGACUCUGAGUUCCUCUGAUUUACUAUCCAAAACCACCAGUGAACCUACACGUCUUCUGAUUUUUUACAUGUAAUAUUGAUGAUGGUGAAAUAGUGGCAAGUCUGAAAAAAAAUUCUUUGGUGACUAUUUUGCCUUAUUUUUACUCUGCAUGUACCCCUUCGCCAGGAAUGGAUUAAAAAAAUAUAUGUAUUAGGUAAACAGUUUAUAGGACGACGAUCAUAAAACAGUGUCUCAGACAUCAGGCAGCCAUUUUAUGUAAUAACUUUCUUUAAAGGUGCUUUUAGAGGCAGACGUCUGGUUCCUACCACCACCAAUAAUUCUGUCUCAUCAAGUUUCUCUGAAAAAGAGCGUUUUACACCAAACCACUCUGAAUGACUUUGUUUACAUCUCUACCAUUAUAUGGAAAUUUUGAAAAAUUAGUGGAACACUCCUUUAAGUUUAUACCUUGUGAAUGUUUUUUUUUACACAAUACUGAACCUCUUUUAUUUGUGUUGUCAAAGGGAAUUGAUUCAUUUUGUCUAUAAUUUCUCUUUUUCACCUUUUAUUUACUGUUUAAUACUCCAGAAAAGGGAGUUCUUCUGUUCAAGCUACAAAAGCAUUGUAGUAUGCCAUGUGCAGUACUGUACACACUUAAAAAAAGGUGGUUCUUCAAGAGUUCCUUAGUAAAGGGAAUGGUUCUGUUUAGAACAGUGAGUUGUACAUAGAACCAUUUCAUGCUUAAAAGGUUCUUUGCAUGGUGGAA
Molecule: messenger RNA, 2716 nt
Organism: Colossoma macropomum (tambaqui)
Lineage: Eukaryota; Metazoa; Chordata; Actinopteri; Characiformes; Serrasalmidae
Gene: dnttip1
Product: deoxynucleotidyltransferase terminal-interacting protein 1
Exons: 13
Coding region: 319-1263 (314 amino acids)
Cellular component (GO): nucleus
Molecular function (GO): DNA binding; nucleosome binding
Source: RefSeq, a predicted model, not a curated record